Molecule: messenger RNA, 1623 nt
Organism: Telopea speciosissima
Lineage: Eukaryota; Viridiplantae; Streptophyta; Magnoliopsida; Proteales; Proteaceae
Product: protein TRIGALACTOSYLDIACYLGLYCEROL 4, chloroplastic
Exons: 5
Coding region: 102-1535 (477 amino acids)
Biological process (GO): ER to chloroplast lipid transport; acylglycerol transport
Cellular component (GO): chloroplast envelope
Molecular function (GO): phosphatidic acid binding
Source: RefSeq, a predicted model, not a curated record
GAUCAGAGCCAGAGGCAAAACCCACACACACACUUUGAAUAGUAUAGAACCAAGGACAGAUAGGGAAGGAAAAACAGGAGAAGGAAAAGUAGAGGAGAAAAAUGGCGAAUAUGAGAUUGGCAAUGGACUCUGCUUUCUGGGACACCAACAUUUCCAGUCCACAAGCCCUUGAUGGAACGGUCCGUCUAGUGCCUGGUGAGCCCUUUCCGCUCGAUGGUUCCAGAGCCAGCCGAGCAAUUCGAGCUCAGCAGCUCUCCCUCUUGGGAAAUGGUUUUCCACUUGGUAUCAUCCCUUCUUAUUCUCCAACUUCUCAGAAAGAGCUCGGGUCCUUCUCUCUUCAGAAAAUGCUGCUCAGACCCGUCACUUCGAACUGGUGGCUUGGAUUAAUUGGGCAAUUUCGUCCGAAGAAACUGUUCUCUUCCAUUAAAGCAGAAGUGGUGGGUGCUGAAGAGCUGGAACUGUCUACAUUUAAAGAUAUAGCCAAGCAUUUCUUGGACAAGUCACUCUAUGCAAUUGGUUUGUGCUCACAGCUUUCUCUUGCCCCAGAGACAUCCUUACUUUUAAGCACAGAAAAACAUGGUGAGAGAAAGAGACGCUGCUAUAAAGCAAUGCUUUUUCACAAGCUUCCUCAUCAUGAUGUUACUAUGGAAGCAGCAUGGCCUGAGCUCUUCAUCGACCGGAAUGGAGGAUACUGGGAUGUACCUGAAUCAAUCUCCUUAGAUUUGUCAUCCCUUGUCUCUGAAUCUGGUUUGAGGUACCGUUUCAGUAUACACAAAAAUAGUGGCCAUCCCCAGGCUGUCAACGGCACAAUUGGUGACCCUCCUGUAGCUCUAAUGCCUGGAUUAUGUGCAAAAGCUGCCUUUUCAUAUGAAAAGAGCAAGGAUAUCUGGAGAAAAAAGGAGACAAAAAAGGAUAUGAUGGUAAAGACAGACAAGGGUUUCUUUUAUCGGCCAUCAUAUGAUGUACGUCUGAGAGAACCUCAUGCAGCAAUAUCUGGAAUUAUUGGUUGUACUUGUGCUGCAUGGUUUUGGAGCUCAGAGGCAGUUGAUUCAAGGACUCAGUCAAGAGAUGGAGGGGCCAUUACUUUGAGCUACAAAAAAAGAAAUCCACUUAAUGCAGAUCUGUUUGGUUCUAUUUGCUAUACGUUUCAACAUGGGAAGUUCAGGAAACUAUUUGGUGACCUGACAAGGGUAGAUACCCGCCUUGACAUUUGUUCAGGAUCAGCAUUUGCUAGAAAGGCUGUUGAUGCAGCUGCCAACAUCUUAAGGAAUUCUCCAGUUAAACGGGAGUUGGAUCCACUUGCUUUGCCAAGGCUUAAUUUAAUCUUCCAACAGCAGGUUGCAGGUCCAAUAGUCUUUCGGGUAGAUUCAAAGUUUUUGCUGGAUUCCUCAUCCAUUAAACAUGGCCCAUUUAUAGAGGACAUCAGGUACAGCUUGAAUUACUCUCUGAGGCUUCUACGUUCUGGUAAAGUUGUAGCUUGGUAUUCUCCGAAGAGGAAAGAAGGAAUGAUUGAGUUACAACUUUUUGAAUUCUAACACUCAUUUUGAGAAUUUCUAAGGGGAGCAAAGGAGCAAAUCCAGACGCAAUUUUUCUUUUUCUGUUUUCUCCUUUUCUCUUUCUGUU